UAUGCGUCUAUGCCCGUUUUCGUAAUUGAGCUUCUGCCCUAAACCGCAGGUUCCAAUUGUCUACUCCCGCCAAUCCCCCGCUCGAUUGAUUUUACUCAACUACUCCCAAAGCGUCUCUCUCUCUCUCUCUCUCUGGUUCUCAUAUUGUCAAGCUCUUCGAAAUCGCUUGACAAGAAAAGAUGAGUUACGCUGCGUUUAAAGUGAUGCACUGGGCGACCGGAAUCGAGAACUGCGUGGCCGGAUUCAUCACCCACUCGAGUGCUGAUGCUGCCCCCAAACUUCCUCCUCUCCAAACAGACGAAUUCGAGUCUGAGUGGACCGCAAGGAAAGAAACCGGACCAAUUCCGAAUCUCGUUGUAACUGCUGGUAACAUUCUCGAGGUUUAUGUCGUUAGAGUACAGGAGGAGGACAACCGAUCUUCUCGUUCAUCCACAGAAGCCAAACGUGGUGGUGUCAUGGCUGGGUUAUCGGGUGCUUCGCUCGAGCUUGUUUGCAGUUACAAGUUGCAUGGUAAUGUUGAAACAAUGGCAGUGUUGUCCAUGGGUGGUGGUGAUGGUAGUAGAAAGAGGGACUCAAUAAUCUUAGCAUUUCAAGAUGCAAAAAUUUCAGUGCUUGAAUUUGAUGAUUCAAUACAUGGACUUUGCAUAAGUUCUAUGCACUGUUUUGAGGGUCCAGAGUGGCAUUAUUUGAAAAGAGGCCGGGAAUCAUUUGCUAGAGGUCCAAUUGUAAAGGUCGAUCCUCAGGGCCGGUGUGGUGGGGUGCUUGUUUAUGAUCUGCAAAUGAUAAUACUUAAGUCUGCUCAGGCUGGAUAUGGUUUUGCUGGGGAUGAUGAGGCUAGUGGUUCUGGAAGUACCAUCUCUGCUAGGGUUGAAUCAUCAUAUGUGAUCAGUCUACGUGAUUUGGACAUGAAGCAUGUAAAAGAUUUCAUUUUUGUACAUGGGUAUAUUGAGCCUGUGAUGGUAAUCCUUCAUGAACGAGAGCUUACCUGGGCUGGUCGUGUCUCAUGGAAGCAUCACACAUGCAUGGUUUCUGCUCUUAGUAUUAGCACCACCUUGAAACAACAUCCCCUCAUAUGGUCUGCUGUUAAUCUUCCACAUGAUGCCUACAAGCUUCUUGCUGUUCCUUCUCCAAUUGGUGGAGUGCUUGUAAUUGGUUCAAACACCAUCCAUUAUCACAGUCAGUCAGUAUCUUGUGUGUUGGCUUUGAACAAUUUUGCUGUUCCUCUUGAUAGUAGUCAAGACAUACCACGAUCAAGUUUCAAUGUGGAACUUGAUGCAGCCAAUGCAACCUGGUUGUUGCAUGAUGUAGCCAUCCUAUCAACAAAAACAGGAGAGCUACUCCUGCUGACAUUGGUUUAUGAUGGGCGGGUUGUGCAAAGGCUUGAACUUUCGAAGUCUAAAGCCUCAGUUUUGACUUCGGGCAUCACAACAAUUGGUAAUUCUUUCUUUUUCCUGGGGAGUCGUUUAGGAGAUAGCUUGCUUGUGCAAUAUACUUGUGGAAUGGGAACAUCAACUACAACCUCUGGGCAUGUGAAGGAAGAGGUUGGAGAUAUUGAAACUGAUGCUCCUUCAGUUAAGCGAUUGCGGAGAUCACCUUCUGACCCUUUGCAAGAUAUUGUUGGUGGUGAAGAGCUUUCUUUAUAUGGUUCAGCACCGAAUAACUCAGAGUCAGUACAGAAGAUAUUUUCAUUUACCGUCAGGGAUUCAUUGAUUAAUGUUGGCCCUUUGAAGGAUUUCUCUUAUGGUUUAAGGCUCAAUGCUGACCCUAAUGCAACAGGAAUUGCAAAGCAAAGCAAUUAUGAACUGGUUUGCUGUUCAGGUCAUGGAAAGAAUGGUGCUCUGUGUGUUCUUCAGCAGUCAAUUCGUCCAGAAAUGAUCACUGAGGUUGAGUUACCUGGUUGCAAAGGUAUUUGGACUGUGUACCACAAGAACACACGUGGUCAUAACAGUGACUCUUCAAAGAUGGUUUCUGAAGAUGAUGAAUAUCAUGCAUAUUUGAUUAUAAGUUUGGAAUCAAGAACAAUGGUGCUUGAGACUGCUGAUCUUCUAGGAGAAGUUACAGAAACUGUUGAGUAUUAUGUCCUGGGAAGUACUGUUACUGCUGGAAAUUUGUUUGGAAGGCGUCGGGUUGUCCAGAUUUUUGCACGUGGUGCUCGGGUCCUUGAUGGUUCUUACAUGACACAAGAUAUAAGUUUAGGAUCUCCUAAUCCUGGAUCAAGUUCUGGCUCUGAUAAUCUAACUGUUUCAUCUGCUUCUAUAGCUGAUCCAUAUGUGUUACUAAGAAUGAGUGAUGGGAGUAUUCAGCUUCUCAUUGGAGAUCCUUCCACUUGCACGGUUUCUGUUACUGUUCCUGCUGUAUUUGAAAGCUUAAAGGAGUCAAUAUCUGCCUGUACACUUUAUCAUGAUAAAGGUCCUGAGCCUUGGCUUCGUAAGACAAGUACAGAUGCAUGGCUUUCUACUGGCAUUGGUGAAGCCAUUGAUGGAGCUGAUGGAGCUCCGUCUGACCAGGGUGAUAUAUACUGUCUGGUUUGUUAUGAAAGUGGAACUCUUGAAAUUUUUGAGGUGCCUAGUUUCAAAUGUGUUUUCUCUGUGGAUAAAUUUGUGUCUGGAAAGACUCACCUUGUUGAUACUGUCAUUGGGGAGCCAUCCAAAGAUCCUCAUGUAUCUAGAAACAAAAACUCCGAUGAAAUGGCUGGGAAAGUAAAGAAAGAAAAUGUGCUGAACAUGAAAGUUGUAGAGUUAGCUAUGCAAAGGUGGUUGGGGCAGCAUACUCGUCCAUUUCUUUUUGGAAUAUUGACUGAUGGGACGGUUUUCUGUUACCAUGCUUUCCUAUAUGAAGGUUCAGAGAAUUCACUGAAAACUGAAGAAGCAACUUCGCUGCAAAAUUCUGUUAGCUUGAGCAGUAUAAGUACUUCUAGACUUAGAAACUUGAGGUUUGUCCGAGUGCCCCUUGAAUCAUACACAAGGGAGGAGACUUCAGGCUUAAGUACCUGCCAAAGAAUUACCAUUUUCAAGAACGUUGGGGGCUAUCAAGGCUUAUUUGUUUCUGGAUCAAGGCCAGCUUGGUUCAUGAUAUGCAGAGAACGGCUUCGAGUCCAUCCACAGUUAUGUGAUGGUUCGAUUGUGGCAUUUACUGUUCUUCACAAUGUAAAUUGCAAUCAUGGCCUUAUAUAUGUGACAUCCCAGGGUUUCUUGAAAAUCUGCCAACUGCCAUCUGUAUCAAGUUAUGACAACUAUUGGCCAGUUCAAAAGAUUCCUUUGAAGGCAACUCCACAUCAAGUCACUUACUUUGCUGAGAAGAAUUUAUACCCUUUGAUAGUUUCUAUUCCUGUUGUUAAGCCAUUGAAUCAAGUUCUUUCAUCAUUGGUUGACCAAGAAGGUGGUCAUCAGAUUGAUCAUGAUGGCUUGAGCCCUGAUGAACUGCAUAGGACCUACACUGUAGAUGAAUUUGAGGUUCGAAUCAUGGAGCCAGAAAAAUCGGGUGGCCCUUGGCAAACAAAGGUUACAAUUCCAAUGCAAAGUUGUGAAAGUGCAUUAACUGUGCGAAUGGUUACUUUGUUUAAUACAACAACAAAAGAAAAUGAAACACUUUUGGCCAUUGGAACAGCAUAUGUUCAAGGAGAAGAUGUAGCUGCAAGAGGACGUGUCCUUCUGUUUUCUAUUGGAAGAAAUACGGAUAAUCCUCAAAAUUUGGUUUCAGAGGUGUAUUCAAAGGAAUUGAAAGGGGCUAUCUCUGCCUUAGCCUCACUUCAAGGACACUUGCUGAUAGCUUCUGGCCCUAAAAUCAUCUUACACAAGUGGACUGGUACUGAGUUGAAUGGUGUUGCAUUUUUUGAUGCUCCCCUAUAUGUUGUCAGCCUAAAUAUUGUCAAGAAUUUUAUCCUCCUUGGUGACAUUCACAAAAGCAUUUACUUUCUCAGUUGGAAGGAACAAGGAGCUCAGUUGAACUUACUGGCCAAAGAUUUUGGCAAUCUUGAUUGUUUUGCAACAGAAUUUUUGAUUGACGGAACUACAUUGAGUCUUGUUGUCUCAGAUGAUCAAAAGAAUGUUCAGAUCUUCUAUUAUGCACCAAAAAUGUCAGAGAGUUGGAAGGGGCAUAAACUUCUAUCGAGGGCUGAAUUCCAUGUUGGUGCUCAUGUGACGAAGUUCUUGCGGUUGCAAAUGCUCCCUACUUCCUCUGACCGGACCACUGCUGCUCCAAGUUCAGACAAAACCAAUCGGUUUGCUCUAUUGUUUGGUACACUUGAUGGUAGCAUUGGUUGUAUCGCACCACUUGAUGAGCUCACAUUCCGACGGCUUCAAACUCUACAGAGGAAGCUUAUUGAUGCUGUUCCCCAUGUAGCUGGCCUAAAUCCCCGAGCUUUCCGACAGUUCCAUUCAAAUGGAAAGGCUCAUCGACCUGGCCCUGAGAAUAUAGUUGACUGUGAGCUGCUUUGCCAUUAUGAGAUGCUGCAAUUAGAGGAACAACUUGACGUUGCUCACCAAAUUGGAACUACCCGUGAGCAAAUUUUGUCAAACUUGAAUGACCUCUCUCUUGGCACAAGCUUCCUCUGAUAAUGGCCUGGUGUUAUCAACCCAUCAGAAUUUCCUCCGAAGAAUUACAAGCUAUGAGCAAUGGAAUCUACAGAGUUUUCAAGUUGGCUUACACUUAAAUCUGAAACAUAUCAAUCGUGACUUGGAAGGAACCUCAGACUCUACAAUGGUUGUGCGGUGGUAAUGGCUAGCUGUUACUGGUGGAGAUGACCUCAUCCUAAUUUCAGCCAAUUUUGUAGUGUAUUUUGGUUUAGUCAGAGCCAAAGAGCAGUUGUCAAGGUUCAACCAUUGGAUAAGGAAUGGAUGGGUAUCUAACAGGUGAACUGUUAGUACCAUAAUUCGAUCUUUAAUCAACUUCAAUGGUUUUGAACCAGAAAUCCCAAGCCAAUAGAAAAGUGGAGCGACUGAAGGACGUUGUUUUGGGCCAUGAGUUGUUCACAAGCUAUAAAAUGGAAAACCACUUGUAAAGAAACGCCAAAUGCAUUGGUUACUGUUCUAGCUUGUUCCUCUUAGGGAUACUGGUCGUGGAAAAUAUAAAGUUGAUAAAAAUCAACUUAUACAUGCCUUGUUGACCUGCCCCACAUAACAUAAACAGGACCUCUGUCGUUGCACCCUUUAGAGCUCUUAAUAGCUCACUCAAAAAAAAUUAUAAUACCAAAGUUGCCCCUAACAGUGGGCAAAUCAUUUCCUCUC
Nelumbo nucifera (sacred lotus) is the source of this 5225-nucleotide messenger RNA. RefSeq names its product cleavage and polyadenylation specificity factor 160 (gene CPSF160). NCBI's taxonomy places the organism in Eukaryota, Viridiplantae, Streptophyta, Magnoliopsida, Proteales, Nelumbonaceae. Gene Ontology annotation, molecular function: protein binding; nucleic acid binding. Gene Ontology annotation, cellular component: nucleus. The record is from RefSeq and is a predicted model, not a curated record.